AUGUCUGCUAGCAAACUCGGACGUGCAUUGGCCAAGGGGGUGGGCAUCGAUGUCGACUAUCGACAGGAGCCCAAGGAGUCGAUGCGUUCGGCUGCUGACUCUAUCCGGUCGUUGGAGCACUUUGACGAAGAUGAGCCGUCGACCAAGGAGUGGUUGAUGAACCACAGGCCAACUGCUGCCGGUGUUUCCUACUACUUCAAUUCUCUCUUCCCUUUCUGGUCCUGGAUCUUCCACUACAACACCCAAUGGCUGAUUGGUGACAUCAUCGCUGGUGUCACUGUCGGGUUCGUCGUCGUGCCCCAGGGUAUGGCUUAUGCCCUGCUAGCCAGACUCCCCCCAGAGUAUGGACUCUACACUUCUUUUGUCGGUUUCAUCCUCUACUGGGCCUUUGCCACCUCAAAAGAUAUCACUAUCGGAACUGUUGCGGUCAUGUCUACCAUUGUCGGAAACAUCGUCACCAAGGUCCAGGCCAAGGAACCCGACAUCUCAGCACCACAAAUCGCCAGAGGCCUCUCCCUCGUCGCCGGCGGAGUCCUCCUCUUCAUCGGCUUGACCAGACUCGGCUGGAUCGUCGAGUUCAUCCCCUUGGUCGCCAUUACCUCCUUUAUGACCGGUGCUGCCAUCUCCAUCGCCGUUGGCCAGGUUCCUGCCAUGAUGGGCCUAAAGGAAGUAAACAACAGAGAGUCAACCUACAAGGUCUUCAUCAACAUCUUCAAGAACCUCAAGCACACCAGGCUCGAUGCAGCUAUGGGACUGAGUGCCUUGGUUCUUCUUUAUGGCAUCAGAGCGUUUUGCAACUUCAUGUCCAAGAAACAGCCCAACAGACGCAAGAUGUGGUUCUUCAUCUCCACCCUGAGAAUGACCUUUGUCAUCUUGCUGUAUACCAUGAUCAGCUGGCUGGUCAACAGAGAUAUCAAAGACUACAAGAAGGCUAAGUUCAAGAUCCUCGGAACCGUUCCCAAGGGUUUCCAACACGCAGGUGUGCCCAGUAUUGAUGCAAGACUGGUCAAGUCCUUUGCCCCGGAUUUACCAGCCACAAUCAUCGUCCUCAUCAUCGAACACAUCGCCAUCUCCAAAUCCUUCGGAAGAAUCAACAACUAUGUCAUCAACCCUUCCCAGGAAUUAGUUGCCAUUGGCUUCACCAACCUCUUCGGGCCUUUCCUUGGUGCCUAUCCUGCCACUGGAUCCUUUUCGCGAACUGCCAUUAAGUCCAAAGCCGGUGUCCGUACGCCGCUCGCUGGUAUCUUUACCGCUGCCAUUGUUCUGUUAGCACUCUAUGCCUUGACUUCUGUGUUUUAUUAUAUCCCCCUUGCUACUUUGUCUGGCUUGAUUAUCCACGCUGUCGGUGACUUGAUCACUCCUCCCAAUGUUGUCUACCAAUUCUGGGAAGUCUCGCCUCUCGAGGUAUUCAUCUUUUUUGGAGGUGUGCUCGCCACGAUCUUCACUGAAAUUGAGAAUGGUAUCUACCUUACCAUCGCCGCCUCUGCAGGUCUGCUCCUGUACCGCAUCGCCAAGGCAAAGGGAACUUUCCUGGGCCAGGUCAAGGUGUACCGUGUAACCAAGGACGACAGCAUGAGGAAGGGUGACAGGUCAUAUCGUGAAGACACCAAGCUGACCUCGAGAGAUGCAUUCUUGCCAGUCGAGCAUCAAGAUGGCUCGAAUCCGAUGAUCGAGGCACAGUCUCCUCACCCAGGUGUCUUCAUCUAUCGAUUCAACGAAGGAUUCACCUAUCCUAACGAAGGCCGCUAUCUCCACAGCUUGACGGAGUACAUCUUCAAAGUGACAAGGCGCACUCAACUCGACACCUUUGCGAAGCUUGGGGACCGCCCAUGGAACGAUCCUGGCCCCCGACGUGGUGAAGUCGUCAAUGUCAACGACAACCGCCCAAUCCUCCGCGCUAUAAUCAUCGAUUUCUCGUCCGUCAACCACGUUGAUGUCUCCUCUAUCCAAGGUCUCAUCGACGUCCGUAACCAGCUUGACCGCUAUGCCGCUCCCGAGAUAGUUGAGUGGCACUUCGCCUGCAUCUCCAACCGAUGGACAAAACGUGCUCUCGCCUCCGCUGGCUUUGGCUACCCAUCUCCCAAGACUCCCGAGCUGCUCGGCAACUGGAAACCCAUCUUCAGUGUCGCUGCUGUUGGCGCCGAGGAAGUUGUAAAUGAGAAGACUCACGCAUCCCAGAGGGCACACACAACCAAUCCUACCAGCACAGAAGAUGACUUGGAGAUUGGUCAUGCACCAUCCGAGGAUGGCGAUCUCGACGACGAGAAGAACCAUGGCGUCUCUACCCACGUCACCGCCGUCCCACAGUCAAAUACACUGCCCAAGAGGGUUGGGAAUGUGCACAGCAUCCACCGGCCAUUCUUCCAUAUAGACAUACAAGCUGCCGUGGAGAGCACUCUUCUCAACAUCGAGACUAGGACGGCGAAAGACUCGUCGCCUCCAAGCGUGUCGAAGGGCUUUGAAUGA
Arthroderma uncinatum is the source of this 2466-nucleotide messenger RNA. RefSeq names its product sulfate permease II. The transcript has 5 exons. Gene Ontology annotation, cellular component: membrane. The record is from RefSeq and is a predicted model, not a curated record. Gene Ontology annotation, molecular function: secondary active sulfate transmembrane transporter activity. Gene Ontology annotation, biological process: transmembrane transport. NCBI's taxonomy places the organism in Eukaryota, Fungi, Ascomycota, Eurotiomycetes, Onygenales, Arthrodermataceae. The coding region runs from base 1 to 2466 and encodes 821 amino acids.